GCCCUCCCUCCCUCACCCUGCGCCGCCGGACAUGCCAACAAACAGCUCAUUGAGCCUGGGGCGGGGCCUGAGAGACAACAAUACCCCCAGCAGGCUGGGGCAGUGAGCUCAGCUGGGGGUGGGGGCUGCAAGGAGGCCGGAGGGUAAUGAUCUCAGCCUAGGGAGGGUUGGCCCUCGAACCAAGCUGGCCUCCUCCCGUGGUUGAGAAGGGCUGACCUGGGUGGCCUCGGCUUGGCUUCUCCACCCCUGGCCAAGCUGGGAAAGGAUCAGCACUUCCCAUGAUGAAACUGCCCUGCUCUGGGUGCCAGCAGGUGCAGCAGUCUGGCCAUGGCAGCGAGCAAGACCAUCCCAGACCCAAGCAGCUGGUGGACCCUUCCUCCAGCUGUAACAGUAGAAAAUCCUCAGUGGGGUCCUGGCCAAACCUCCAAAACUGCUAGUCCACACUGACCUCAACAGGACUUUCAGAUGAGAAAACUGAGGUGUAGAUUUGGAGUAAAGUUAUAAGCCCAAGGUGGCUAGGAUAUGCCGAAAGCCAGGUCCCAGUCAACAGCCUGACAUGGAGGGUGCGAGCAGCGGCAGAUGGAGAGUAGCGCUGCCGGGGCGCAUCUGCGGGGAGCGGCGGCAUCGAUCCUGGCCCCCCUCUGAAACUGUGCGUCCCGGUCCUUUCUGCCAGCCCACUCCCGACGGAGGCCAGGGUCCGAGGACUGCGGCGCCUGGGCGGCUAGGGUGGCUGACUCCCUUGCCCUGCCCCCUCCUGGCCGCGCCCCCACGGCUGCCAGGCCCUGCCAGCCCCACUGCCCCAGUUGGCACGCGGCGGGCCGGGCUGACGCGUGGCAGCGCCCUGCGGCAGAUGAGGCACGCGCCGGCCUCAUUUCAAUGUGAAUGGAUCGAAUGGAGCAGCCAUGUGGCAGCAACAGUUUGCAAAUCUCCCCGCCUUCUGUGCAGUUCCCCGGCCGCUGCUCCCUGCACGUGGCCCCUUCUCCGCAGCAACCACAGCGGCGCCCCUCAAGGCUUAGGCGCCCCGCCCCAGCCAGGCCUGCUUCCCCGCCUCCAGCCUGCCCAGCGGGUGCUGCGGCCCGGACUCCGCCGCGCUUCUGCCGGGUGCAGUGUGCCGGGUCCAGAGCGCGGUUCCCAGAGAGCGAUCGCGGGAUGCAGCGGCGGUGCGCGCCUCGCUCUGGGGAUGACUCCGGCUGCGUGGAAAGGAAGGGGUCCUGGGGGUCCUGAGACUCCGUGCGGCUUCUGUCGAACCCCCAAUAACCCAGGGUUCAUCAGAGGGUAGGGGUGGGAGGCAACCGUGGCUUUUCACGGCCACAGGCGCUGGUUGGGCCUGCUAGGUGGAACUGUGUGCGAGGGCCAAGCCAAGGGAAUAGCAGAAGCAGAGGCCUCCGGGGACACUGGCUGUGGUCCUUGUAGGAGCCCAAGCUUCCAUCAUACUCCUGGAACCAAGGAAAGUUUCUGGGCAGCAGGAGCCCAGGUUGGUCAGGCCCUCGGUCUACACUCAUUCUAGAGCAAUGUCCAGCGUCUCCCUCAGGAGACUUUGAUGGGUUUCGCCUCCCAAGGUGCUCUGCAGCCUCCUGUCACUCCACAGCCUCCUGCUCCUUUCAGCUCACACAACGUGUGAUGUGCGUUACAUUUUUUGCCCUCAAGUCACAUUUGGGAGGAAUCCCAGCUGUGAGGCCUCCAUGGACAUUAGGGCCCUCCUACUGGGAUGCCUUGCCCAUAGUGGGACCCUCUCCAGAUUAGCAAACAUAGGGACCCAGGAACAGGGUGGCAUCCUGGCCAGGAAAUGAGCUUCUGGGAUGGUGUCCCCAGCAAACAGGUGCUUCUGAGAAUUUAACUCUUUCUUCGCUGCAUCAGGGGCUUUCUACAUCUCUAGGAUCCCUUGCAUUGACUGUGAAGAUAAUAAUGAUCUCUUGUUUGUUCCUUGGUCAUUUGCAAAGCACUCUGGACACCUCAGUCAGGGUAAGGUAGAGACUAGUUUCAGGUCUACCAGUGUUAAUACCAGAGAUGCAUGGUGGGGGUAGGUGUCUCUCCUGAGAGUCAGGCAGGUGCUGGUGCCAGGAAAAAGGCAUGUUUUAUGAACUCCCAGGCCAGGAUUUGGGGGUGGGAACCCACAGAGUUUGAUGGGGCUGGAUGCCAGCUCAAGGAGAGCAAGGAGCCCCUCUGGCAUCCUAGGCAGGUCCAUAGGAUGUGUGCGGGGAGGACCUGGAAGUCCACUUGCCAGGAUAGCCCGGAGGCACGCCUCGGGCCCCCCCUCGGGCCUGGGACUCCGCCAGCCCAUAACCUACAUUAACUCCGAGCGCAGCCUGGGCCCAUCUGCCAGCCCCCGCCCCACUUCGGUUCCCCACGCCAACCCGCUCGCGCCAGAUGGUGGCUGGGAGGGGUGGCCGUGCGUGGGGGACCCCGGAGCCCGGUUCCUCACCUCACCCCUCCCCCAACCCACGCUCUCAACCUCUUGUUUCUUAUCCCCCCCAAUCCACCACUACCACCCAAGUCAAAAAAUCAGACCAUGCUUGGCAUUGGCAGCUGUUGGGCUCCGCGCCCCACCCCCGCGGCCUCCCCGGGGCCCGCACCGCGUCCCCGCUCCUCUUGCACUGAUCUUAUCGUCCAGCAACAGCCAUCAUUGCGCGCGCGGCUGACAGCUGAAGCCACAGGGCCCAGCCUCCCGCCGCGUUACAGAGCUAGAUUCCCGGGCACCCCCGAGACUGGGCGAAGCUGGCCCUCGUCAGUCCGCGGCCUCCAGGGAUCGAGCUGGGUUCCGGGAAGGCAGCUGCGCCCUGGCGCGCGGAGCAGGGAGGCCACCCGGAGAGCAAGCGGGCGAGACAAGAAGCCGCCCGAAACCCAACUCCUGCGGCUGCAGUUCCAUCCCGCAGCCUUCCUGUGAGGGCUGGAGCUGCCGGGCCUCAGCCCCCAUCCGGACAAUCCAGUGGCCCGAAGGCAACUCUGGAGUCAGGAGAGUUCCUCCCUCUCCGAGCGAAGCGACAGGACGCUGGCGGGGGUUAGGGAGUACAGGGGGGCAGGGUGCGCGAGGGAGCUGAAGCAAGACCAGGUGAGCAGCCUCUGAAGGAGGGGCCAGAGCCUCAUUACCAUACAGCUGAAGACGCGCCCUCGCCUACCUCGGGGGCCACGCCCCGCCUCCCCUACCCGGGGGACAGCAAGUCCCGGCGCUGGCACGAGCGGAGUCAGGCUGGGGUCUGGGCGGGAGGAGUAGGCACGCGCUGGGCACGCCCCUCAGGCGAAGGGAGACGCCCACCAGGUGCAGGGAGCGCUACCCGGGUCCCUCACGCUCCGCCCGCUGCCUGCGCCGAGCGGCCGCGUAGAGGUUAAUGCGCCUUUCGCUGGCUUCCACGCUGCGCUGAGGACGCGUGGUGGGUGGGCGAUCCUAGGCUGGAAGUCAACGGGGCGAGGUCUCCCAAAGCUCCUAGUAGAUCCGUGUCCUAUGACCCUAGUUUUAGCUUUCGGGGUUUGAAUUCUUUGCACCUGCUGGAGGACCGCAGGUAACAGCACCCGCCGCGGAUGCACCGCCUACGGGGACUCCCCGGUGUCACCACCAGGACCACCCGGGAACGGCCCGCUCACCUCCUGCCCCAUCUCCUGGCCGCCCCCCUGUCCUCGGGCAACUGGGGUCUCAGCCCUUAACCAGGCGAUCACUGUGGGCUCGUCACUUCGGCCCGCGCAGGGCUGGGGGUUCGGGGGCU
Molecule: messenger RNA, 3698 nt
Organism: Chinchilla lanigera (long-tailed chinchilla)
Lineage: Eukaryota; Metazoa; Chordata; Mammalia; Rodentia; Chinchillidae
Product: translation initiation factor IF-2-like
Exons: 3
Coding region: 557-1279 (240 amino acids)
Source: RefSeq, a predicted model, not a curated record